Molecule: messenger RNA, 165 nt
Organism: Colletotrichum phormii
Lineage: Eukaryota; Fungi; Ascomycota; Sordariomycetes; Glomerellales; Glomerellaceae
Exons: 2
Coding region: 1-165 (54 amino acids)
Source: RefSeq, a predicted model, not a curated record
AUGCAGUUCUCUACCCUCUUCGUCGCCGCUGUUGCCCUUGUCCUCCCGGCCGCUGUCAGCGCCAGCUACUGCCAAGGAACUACCUGCAUUGACAGCAUCCAGAACUUCGAGUGCCCCAAGCAGUGCCCCAAGGACGGCACUUGCGCGCUCAACAAGGCUUGCUAA